AUGGCCACCCAGGACCUGACGAUUCCGUCCGUUAUCUCGACAUCACGCGAAGGCACCCAGCUCGCGACCUUCGCCGCCGGCUGCUUCUGGUCAGUCGAGCUGGUGUUCCAGCGCAAGGACGGCGUUCUGCAGACCCAGGUCGGCUACACCGGCGGGCACGAGGGCAGCACCACGUACAAGGAGGUGUGCUCGGGCACCACCAACCACGCCGAGGCUGUGCGGCUUGAAUUCGAUCCCAAGGUCAUCUCGUACGAUACACUGCUGACGGCCUUCUGGAACAAGCACGACCCGACCCAGGGCAGCCGCCAGGGUGGCGAUGUCGGCACUCAGUACCGGUCAGCUAUCUUUUACCACACCGAGGAGCAGCGCAACCUGGCCGAGGCUAGCAAGGUGGAGCGCCAGAAGCUGUACGAGAACAAGAUUACAACUGAGAUCGUGCCGGCAGGCACCUUCUACGCUGCUGAGACAUACCACCAGCGGUACCUCGAAAAGGGCGGCCAGUGUGCGUCCAAGGGCUGCUCUGACAACAUCCGCUGCUACGGAUAAGUGCAUCUCCAGAAAAAUAUCUCCUUUGAAUCACGUAAACUUCUGUCUAAAUUGUCAUUCUAAAAGCUUUAAACUACU
Linderina pennispora is the source of this 624-nucleotide messenger RNA. Its product is annotated as methionine sulfoxide reductase A. The transcript has a single exon. Lineage: Eukaryota; Fungi; Kickxellomycota; Kickxellomycetes; Kickxellales; Kickxellaceae. The coding region runs from base 1 to 546 and encodes 181 amino acids. Gene Ontology annotation, cellular component: cytoplasm. Gene Ontology annotation, molecular function: peptide-methionine (S)-S-oxide reductase activity. Gene Ontology annotation, biological process: cellular response to oxidative stress. The record is from RefSeq and is a predicted model, not a curated record.